CACAGAAUCGCGGCGUCCGGGUGGUCCAGCGUGUGUUUCUGAAACAAGACGACGACGACGUGCUUUUAAAAAUCUUGAUAAAAAAAAAAAUUUUUUUUGCCUCUUUCUAGAAUUCAGAAAAAAAAAUUUUGAAAAAAAUAAUUUCGUAUUAAUUAUUAAAAAAAUUUGGUUUUUUUUGGCAACAGUUGAUAUCAGCUGCAAUUGUGUUUGUGUUUAUUUACCUGUGUUUUAUUUCUCUCUGUGUGUGUGUGUCUGUGUGAAUGUGAUAUUCUCAUAGCGCAAAAUUGUCUCAAGAUGCCAAAGGUUUGAGUUGGUCAAUAGCUUUAAAAAAUUUUUUGGCUCUUGACACGUGAAGAGGAAAAAAAAAGAAGAAUAAAAUUAGAAGAAGAAGAAGAAAAAAGAAAGAAGAUUGAUUAAAAAAUGUGAAAAGGAGAGAAAAUAUUUCCUAAAUUAUAACAACGAGAAGAAAAAAAAUUUUUUUUUUUUUUCCCAACGAAAUUUAUCAGCCUAACAAGAAAGGAAGACAAAGAGAAAAAAAAAUUUGUUUCAACCAACAAGACUUAAAACAUGGAUGCAUUGGAGUUGCAAGCAGCCCUCGUGAAAUUGGAUCCAGCAACGACCGUGACCCCCAUUGGAUCAAGUGUAAAAUUAAUGGUACCCCAUCCUAGAAUUGCAUUUACACGUGAUAUUGAUGAAAGUGAUCUCUCAACAAUUUCACAAAAUCAAAUCACUACUAAUACAACCAAUAUCAUCGCCACUACUACCACCAGCAGCAGCAGCAACAACGUUAGCAGCAUUUGCAAUGAAAGAAAAUCAACUAUAGAUACAAUGAAUUUGCGAAAAUUAACAAAUCAAAAUCAUCAAAAUUCACAGAAUCCGCAAAUCACCAAGUGCAACGUGAUUGAGGUCAGGUGACGCCAAGCAUCGAUCGGAGUAAAUAUGCUGUACCACACAUACCCACCGCACAGGGGCGGCAAACAUCAUGGCAAGCAUCACACCAAAGAAAAACGUCACCAUCAUCAUCAUACAAUUCAUCAUCAACAUCAUAAAACG
This is a messenger RNA of Leptopilina boulardi, 1053 nucleotides long. RefSeq lists its product as uncharacterized. The record is from RefSeq and is a predicted model, not a curated record. The transcript is spliced from 2 exons. Lineage: Eukaryota; Metazoa; Arthropoda; Insecta; Hymenoptera; Figitidae. Bases 568 to 915 code for a protein of 115 amino acids.